Musa acuminata AAA Group (dessert banana) is the source of this 1171-nucleotide messenger RNA. RefSeq names its product GDT1-like protein 4. The record is from RefSeq and is a predicted model, not a curated record. The transcript is spliced from 9 exons. Gene Ontology annotation, biological process: Golgi calcium ion homeostasis; calcium ion transmembrane transport; Golgi calcium ion transport. Gene Ontology annotation, molecular function: manganese ion transmembrane transporter activity; calcium ion transmembrane transporter activity. Gene Ontology annotation, cellular component: Golgi apparatus. NCBI's taxonomy places the organism in Eukaryota, Viridiplantae, Streptophyta, Magnoliopsida, Zingiberales, Musaceae. Bases 120 to 1007 code for a protein of 295 amino acids.
AUGAGCUAAGCCAUUGGUAUAGAUCCACGCGAGUUCUUCAAAGCCCCCCCUUCCCUAUAUCUCUUCUUCUCCAUACCGCAGGCUUUGGAUCUGAAUCUAGGGUUUCAGCUCCAGUCCCGAUGGAUCGCUCCCGCAGGUUUCCUAGAUAUGGUCGUCUCUCUUCGAUUGCUCUGUUCCUCCUCAUCCUGCUCGCCUCUAAUUCGUCUCUAGCCUUGGCGCAGGAGUCGGAGACGGAUAAUGGCGAGAACGCAUCGGCCGUCUUGCCUAAAUCUUUGGAUCGGCGCACGAAAAUGUUGCUUCGCCCGUUCCGGAAAGAUGAAGAUGCGAGCUGGGAGGGCGUCGUUUCGUUGGACCAAACGGGGCUGGGCCUCUUUGAUGCCUUCUUCGCUAGCUUUUCCAUGAUCAUCGUCAGCGAGAUCGGAGAUGAGACCUUUAUAAUUGCUGCUCUUAUGGCGAUGCGCCAUCCGAAAUCAAUUGUCCUGUCCGGUGCACUCGCCGCCCUUUUUGUGAUGACGGUACUGUCAACUGGACUUGGUAGGAUCGUGCCCAAUUUGAUAUCGCGGAAGCACACCAACAGUGCAGCUACAGUGCUGUAUGCAUUCUUUGGGCUGCGAUUACUAUACAUCGCCUGGAGAUCAGAUUCAAAGACAUCACAGAAGAAGGAAAUGGAAGAAGUAGAAGAAAAGCUUGAGUCAGGGCAAGGGAAGUCAACGUUGCGCCGCUUCUUUUCAAGAUUUUGUACGCCAAUAUUCUUGGAGUCAUUUAUUUUGACAUUUUUGGCUGAAUGGGGGGAUCGCAGCCAGAUAGCAACUAUUGCGCUGGCAACUCACAAGAACGCAAUUGGAGUUGCCGUAGGCGCAACUUUGGGUCACACUAUAUGUACAACAUUAGCAGUGGUGGGAGGGAGCAUGCUGGCAUCCAAAAUAUCACAAAAGACAGUUGCUACCAUUGGCGGCCUUCUGUUUCUGGGGUUUUCCUUAUCAUCAUACUUUUACCCUCCAUUGUGAUACAAAAUGUGCUGAUAAUUUUUAUGAUAGGCAUUUGUUACAAACCAACCCGGAUAUAUGUUUUGCUAUUUUCCUUUUCUCCUCUGUAUCACAGAUAAAAUUGAUUUACAUGUCUCAAGUUUUGAAUCUGUAAAGAGGGCAGUAGUCAAAGUCUUGUGUUCUCA